Messenger RNA from Lodderomyces elongisporus, 852 nucleotides. Its product is annotated as S-formylglutathione hydrolase. The coding region runs from base 1 to 852 and encodes 283 amino acids. Gene Ontology annotation, molecular function: S-formylglutathione hydrolase activity. The transcript has a single exon. Gene Ontology annotation, cellular component: cytosol. Gene Ontology annotation, biological process: formaldehyde catabolic process. NCBI's taxonomy places the organism in Eukaryota, Fungi, Ascomycota, Pichiomycetes, Serinales, Debaryomycetaceae. The record is from RefSeq and is a predicted model, not a curated record.
AUGUCGUUCAAGACCAACUCCUCUAUAACCCAAUUCGGCGGUCAAUUGCUCAAAUUGACCCAUGAGUCAAAAGUUACCAAGACCCCAAUGAAUGUGAAUGUGUUCAUCCCACCGGCACAAACCAAAAAGACACCAGUGUUGGUCUACCUUUCGGGAUUAACGUGCACACCAGACAAUGCCACUGAGAAAUCAUUUUUCGCCUACUUUGCUGCCAAGUAUGGGUUUGCCUUAGUAUUUCCUGAUACUUCACCACGUGGCGCUAACAUCAAAGGAGAAGACGACUCUUGGGAUUUUGGAACAGGUGCCGGAUUCUAUGUUGAUGCUACACAAUCUCCCUGGUCCGAAAACUAUAGAAUGUAUAGCUAUGUUCAUGGAGAAUUACAGGAUGAGUUGGCCAAGGCGUAUCCUGAAUUGGAUUUCGAUAACGUUUCCAUCACUGGCCAUUCUAUGGGUGGAAUGGGUGCGCUCGUUGGAUUCUUGAGACAAGCUAGACCAUAUAAAUCAGUUAGUGCGUUCUCACCUAUUUCUAACCCAAGCGUGGUGCAAUGGGGAGAAAAGAAUUUUGGAAACUAUCUUGGUGAAGAAGACAAGACCAAGUGGGCACAAUAUGAUCCUACAGAAUUGAUUAAAAGCUAUAAAGGUGAUGAUAGUACAUCUAUCUUGAUCCACCAAGGAUUAAAUGAUAACUUUUACGAGAACCAAUUAAAACCAGAGAAUUUGGUUGAAGCAGGAAAAGGCUACAAGGGAGGUAUCGAUUUGAGAUUGGUGGAUGGUUAUGACCACUCAUACUUCUUUAUUAGUACAUUUGUUGAAGAACACGCCAAACACCAUGCAAAGUAUUUGGGAUUAUGA